UUUCCGUCGAAAUUCUAGGCGCGAGUUCAGCUGCAGCUUAUUUCCAUCACGAGUCUUCAUUCUGUGUGUUUAUCUCAUCACAGGGCGGAUGUGUUCUCUCAGUCUUUUCCCAUCACCCACGGCAGCUGGACACACACUGUACGAGCACAACAAUGAGCUGGUGCUGGGAGACCCCAUCAAACAGGAAUAUGAUCUGCCCAGUCCUCAGUUCAUCAGAGACAGUCUGAAGGGUCACAGUCGUCCAGACAGCAGCAGUAAAUCAGCAUUUCUGGAUCAUAGAGACACACUGUGGAUGAGGAGCGCUGGAGCUUGGCGUGAUUCAGGACUUUACGGUCUUCUAGAUGAAAUUACUGACAGUGCAGAAGAAGUGCCCAGAUGGUUAGCUGUGGGGUCGGGCUGUCUGCAGGCUCUACUACACUGGGUUUCUUCAUUUCAUGGCUCUCUCUUUCCACAUCUGACUUUGAGCGGUGAUGAGAUGGUGGCAGAGUUCUCACAGAUGCUGGACUGGUCUGACAGUGCUUUAAGAAGCUUCGCUUGGCACCCUCACACAGAUAAGUUUGCCGUGGCUUUACUGGAUGACUCGAUCAAGAUCUACAAAUCACGCAGUUCCACGGCGCCGACAUUAAAGCAUCGGUGUCAAAGGUCAGUGUGUGCACUGCAGUGGAAGCCUCUAUGCGGAUCUGCUCUUGCUGUUGCCUGUCAGACAUGUCUGCUCAUCUGGCACGUGGACCCCACCUCCCUCUCCACCAGGCCAUCGUCAGGCUGUGCACAGGUGUUGUCUCAUCCGGGUCACGCCCCCAUCACAUCCAUCGCCUGGUCCCCCACUGGCACCCUGCUUGUGUCAGCAUCCCCUGUUGAUACAGCCAUGAUGGUGUGGGAUGUGGCAGCAGAGAACUGUGUACCAUUGCAGCGGGUGGGUGGAGGGGGCAUCACAUAUCUGUCCUGGUCUCCAGACGGCAGUCGACUACUGGCAGCCACACCAUCUCCUCUAUUCAGGGUUUGGGAGACGCGGAUGUGGACAUGUGAGAGAUGGCCGUGUCUGACAGGCAGAUGUCAGUCGGGCUGCUGGAGUCCUGAUGGAAGCUGUCUGUUGUUCAGUAUUCAGGGAGAGAGACUCAUCUAUGCCCUCACAUUCUCUGACCUCACAGGAGGCCCUAAAACCGCAACAGUGGUGGCCGAUCUCUCUGAGACCACCUUCACUGGACCUGAUGGAGACAUCAUUGUUGGUGGAGAGGUGCGCUCGCUGUCAUGGGAUCCAAGAGGAGAAAGACUGGCCGUGCUGCUGAAAGAAAUGGAGUAA
Xyrauchen texanus (razorback sucker) is the source of this 1300-nucleotide messenger RNA. RefSeq names its product achalasia, adrenocortical insufficiency, alacrimia (gene aaas). Gene Ontology annotation, biological process: nucleocytoplasmic transport. NCBI's taxonomy places the organism in Eukaryota, Metazoa, Chordata, Actinopteri, Cypriniformes, Catostomidae. The record is from RefSeq and is a predicted model, not a curated record. Bases 89 to 1300 code for a protein of 403 amino acids. Gene Ontology annotation, cellular component: nuclear pore. The transcript has 15 exons. Gene Ontology annotation, molecular function: protein binding.